AACAUUUCGUGUCGAGGUGCGAGAGUUGUUGCUGUUUCUGGAAAAAUGGAUAUCGUACCUUGUGAUGUUGUUGUUUCUGGUAUUGGUGGGUAUUUUCCCAAAGCUAUCAAUGUAGAAGAAUUUAAAGAAAGGUUAUUAUCCAACGAAUCCUUACUAUCACAACGCUUCAACCAAAAUGAUCUACAAUCGGCGAGUGGUCUUGUUGGUUGUAUCGAUAGCAAUUUAUUCGACAACUCCUAUUUUGGAAUACAUAAACAACAAUGCUUUUACAUGGACCCUAUGCAUCGUUUAGCUUUAGAAAGAACUUUUGAAGCUCUAGCUGAUGCAGGUGUUAGUGUAGCGGAAGUUAAAGGAAAGAGAAUAGGAGUUUUCAUGGGAUCCACCAUUGGUGAGAACGACCAUUUAUUUAUGGAGUCAGUUGUUAGUGGUUUUGGUGUGACUGGACACUCCAGGGCUAUGUUGGCCAACAGAAUUUCAUACUGGCUUAACUUAAAAGGUCCAAGUGUCGCUUAUGACUGUAACUGGGUAUCCGGCGUGGAAUUACUUCGUUUGGCUUAUUGUGCUAUCAAAACAGGACAAUGCGAUUCUGUCAUAAUUGGUACUACAAAUUUGGCUAUGCAUUCACAAUAUCAUGCCAUGUAUGAAGAGAUGGGAUUUUUAUCCACCGAUGGAAGCACUAAAGCGUUCGAUGCUGAUGCGAAGGGAUAUGCUCGGAGUGAAGGUGUUGUCAUUUUAUACAUCCAGAGAUCAACAGAUGCGCGAAGACAAUAUGCCAGUGUUGUUAAUGUAGCUACAAGAUUUGAUGGAACCACUCCGGACAAAUUUAUGUCUAUAGAUGAAGAUAAUAUGGUCAAGUUUUUAGAAGAGUUUUAUGAGAAGUGCGAGGUUAAAUCCAACGACGUAGAAUUUGUAGAAGCUUAUGGCUGUGGACUUAAAGAAAUCGAUAAGAGAGAGCUCAACGCACUAGAAAGAGUAUACUGUAAAAAUAGACCCAAACCACUUUCAGUUGGCUCUAUUAAAACUAUAACUGGUCACGCCGAAGCGUCUUCAGCACUUUUUUCAAUUGUUAAAACGUUGUUGGCAAUGGAAACUGAGACUAUUCCAGCAACUUUACAGUAUACCACCCCCAAUCCGGAGAUUAAAGGAUUGUUAAAUGGAAAUCUCGAAGUAUUAACGACUAAUAAGAAAUGGGAGCCAACUUUUGCAGCUGUAAACGCUUUGGGAACAAGUUCAUACUUCGGUCAUGUUGUUUUUAAAGCUAAUCCUAAAAAGAAGGUUUUGAAAAAAAUCAAUUUUCCGGUAUUGCUUAAUGUUUCUACUAGAACUGAGGAGGGAAUCAAUAAAAUUAUGGAAACGUUACAAAAAAAGCCGCAUGAUCCGGAGUUCUACAAUUUAACUCAACAGUUCUUCUCACGAUCAAUCCAGGGACAUCUCUAUCGCGGUUAUAUUCUUCUUGGUAAUGAACAGCCAAAGCAAGAAAUAAUGAAUUAUAUGGGAAAUAAGAGACAAAUUUGGUUCGUUUACUCCGGUAUGGGGAGUCAAUGGAACAACAUGUUGGGAGAUUUAAUGCAAAUAGACGUUUUCGCUGAGUCUAUUAAUAAAUCAUGCGAAAUAUUGAGCAAAAAGGGAGUUGAUCUCAUGAAGAUAUUAACCAGCGAAGACAAGACAAUAUUUGACAAUAUUCUACAUUGCUUCGUAGGAAUUGCCGCUAUGCAAAUAGCUUUAACAGAUGUUUUAAGAGCUCUUGGGAUAGAACCUGAUGGUAUUAUAGGACACUCAGUAGGAGAGUUGGGAUGUGCUUAUGCUGAUGGUUGUAUGACUCACGAACAAAUGAUCCUUUCUUCAUAUUCAAGAGGAAAGGCAUCUCUUGAAGCUACUCUCAUUAAAGGAAUGAUGGCUGCAAUUGGUCUUGGUUACAAUCAAAUCAAAAACAGUAUUCCUGAAACAAUAGAAGUAGCGUGUCAUAACGCGGCCGAUAGCUGCACUAUUUCAGGUCCAGAGGAAGAUAUGGAGAAAUACGUGAAUGCUCUAUCCAGUCAAGGAACUUUUGCCAAAUUAGUGAAUGUAGCUAAUAUAGCAUACCACAGUCGAUACAUCAAACCAGCAGCACCACUCCUUUUGAAAUAUCUCAAGGAGGUCUUACCGACUCCAAUGCCAAGAUCUUCGAAAUGGAUUUCGACUUCCAAUUUGGAAUCCAACUGGGGUACUGACUUGGCUAAAAACUCAUCAGCUGAAUAUCAUACUAACAAUUUGCUGAGUUCCGUGUUAUUCGAGGAAGGGAUCAAACAUAUUCCUAAGGACUCCGUUUUGAUUGAAAUUGCACCACAUGGUUUGCUUCAAGCUAUUUUGAAGAGGGCUGUUAAGGAUAGUAUCAACGUUCCACUCACCCGUAGAGGAGCCCCAAGUGGAACUGAGUUCUUACUACAGAGCUUUGGAAAGUUAUACUUGAAUGGCGUGGACAUGAAUCUCUCUAAGAUUUAUCCAAAGAUUGAAUAUCCAGUUAGUAGAAAUACGCCCUCUUGUUCUGAUCUAGUUCAUUGGAAUCACGCAGACAAUUGGAGUAGAUACGAAGAUAGUCAGAAAUCGAAAAAGGGAGUUCGAAAUGUGGACGUCAAUCUCUCAUCCAGCGAAUUUCUCGAAUGUGAUGGACACAAAAUCUACGGCAAAGCUGUUUUUCCUAUUAGUCAAUUUUUGAAUAUAAUACUACAAAUAUCAGAUUCUGACACAACAUCAGGAGUCAUAAUCUUCGAAAAUCUGCAUUUCAAAAAGUCCUUAAUUAUACCUUCUGCAGGCUCAAUUCCCCUAAACGCUAUGAUUCAACUAGGCAGUGGAGAAUUCGAAUUUUUCUCAGACACUGAUCAAAUUUUGACCGGUAAAAUGACUGUCUUAGAAAAUGAAGAAGAUGUAAGUUUACAAGAAGUUAAAGUUGAAUUGAACCAAGAAAAUGUAAAAUUGAAAGACGAUGAUGUUUAUGGGGAACUGGAGCAUCGUGGUUAUAAAUAUAGUGGAGCUUUCAAGAAUAUUAAAAAUUUGACAUUGACCCUUGAUGGUUCUGUUGGUAGAGCUCAAUGGCAUAAUAGAUGGUUGACAUUAGUCGAAACUAUGAUCCAACAGCAACUUUUCAACGAAGGAGAAAGAAAUCAAGAGUCACGUAUUCCGAAACGUAUUCAAAAAAUUAUCGUGGUACAUAAUGCAUUACCAAAGAAUGAAACAGAAGUUGAUGUUAACUUCGAGUACGAUACUAGGAUAUUAAGCGCUCCGGGAAUCGAAAUCACCGAUAUCGAAACUGUACCGUUCGAUCAAAAAUCGCAAGAUAUUCGGAUUUGCAAAAUGGACUUUGUUCAAUUGGACAAUAGCGUUUUGAAUAAUAUGGCGGCAGGAAUCGAACAGGCACUACUGUUAUGUAUGGCCAAUUUCAAUCAACAGAACGUUACGAAAGUAUAUAUCUCCGAAUUAAUCACUAGUGACUCCUUACAGGAUCAUAUAAAGGAAGUUAUCAAGGACUAUAGCAUGUAUUAUAUAAACUAUACUUCUGUUAAAGAACUUAAACAUGUCACCGUAACAGACUCAUUCCCUCAACUAAUAAUUUUAAAUGAUAUAAUUAACAAGGAUGUAAUAAGAUUGCUCAAUCAAUCAUCGACUUCCUUUUUGUUAGCAAAGGUAGAUCGUACGCAACAGUUGGAUCCGAAUUUAUCUCGCGUAGCAUACUUCCGAAUAGGUCAGGACCAUUACAUAAUUUGUAGGAAGGCUACCACUGUUAAACCGAAGAUAAUAAAUGUGAAAGAAUCUAUCGUCAGUUUUAGAGACGUGCAGAAAAAAUCUACUCCGUGGGUUUCAGAACUUCUUCGAACGUCCGAAGAAUGCGCCAAAACAGAACUUCCAAUAAUGUUAGUUAUAUCAACAGUACCAGCAGAAGGAUUUAAUCACUUCUAUGAAAAAAUCAAAGCUUCACCCAAUAUGCAGAAUAUCAGAAUUUUCUACAAUUUAGAUAAGAAUUCAGAUAAACUAAAUGAAGCAAUAAGAAGGGAUAUUUCGUUGGUAGUCCUUAAAGAUGGACAAUGGUUUUCUCACCUACCUCUAUCUGUGAAUAUUCAAAAGAAUAAGAUUGCAGAGAGACCUUCCACUACUCCAAUAUUGGAUAACAAAACUAUUAGUUAUCUUGGAGUGAAUUUGGUUGAUGAAACAUUGAAUGUUGGAAGCAAAUGUGAAAUUGGUAAUAUUGAUUAUUGCGGUGUUGCCAAAAACGGCAAACGAGUGAUGGGUUUGGGAUAUUUGGAUACAGAAAAUUCCAAGUUAAUCGUUGAUAAUAAAUUGACGUGGGAAGUACCUUCCAACUGGAAUUUAGAAUCGGCUGUUACUGUUCCAAACGCAUAUGUUUGUGCUUACUACAUGCUGGUGAUAAAAGCAAGAGUCAAACAUGGAGAGACUGUUUUAAUACAUUCUGGGUGUUCGGCUAUAGGACUCGCAGCUAUUUCUAUAGCUUAUAGCUAUGGAUGCCAAGUAUUUGUUACAGUCGCAUCCGAAAGGCAAAGAGCUUAUUUGAAGAAACAGUUCGACUUUUUACAACUCCGAAAUAUUUUAGACUUCAAUACUUCAAAAUUCGAGAAUGACCUUUUAUGUGCGACUGGCGCUAAGGGAGCAGAAGUUGUUUUAAAUUGUGUUUCAGGAAGUUUACUUAAGAGUUCUUUUCAAUGUAUUGCAGCAUAUGGUAGAUUCAUCCAGUAUGGAAAAUAUGAUAUGGAAGAAGGUACUAGCGUCGGUAUGUUCAAAUUUUUGUACAAUGUCUCUCUUCACUGCGUAGAUUUGCAAAAUAUAUUUUUCCUGGAUAACGAAAUCAAAGAAGAGAUUCAUCAAUUGAUAGAAGACGGCAUUAAAAAAUAUUUCGUUAGGACAUUAAGAAGAGUUGUACUUAGACCUGAUGAAAUUAAGGAUGUUAUUAAAGUCUUACAAGAUCCAGAAACAAUAGGAAAAGUUAUAAUUCAGACCGGAAACACAAUGAGCAUCAACAAAAUAAAUUUCAAAGAUCCAAGUAGAUUUAUAUGCAAUUCGCAAAGUUCAUAUUUAAUCUUAGGUGGAUCUGCAACGAAUUGGGCUUAUGUAACAGAAUGGUUGGUUCACAGAGGUGCGAGGAAAAUAGUUAUAGCUAGUGACCAUAAACCUAAAAAGAACCAACUCAAUAGAAGACUUCAAAUUCUUCAAGAAUAUUAUGGUGCAACAUUGAUAAUCGGAUCUAGUAAAAUCCAAACCAAACAGCAUGCCUCACAACUUUUGGCAGAAGUUGGUAAAUUGGGAAAACCACACGUGGUUUUCACAUUACCUCAACAAUCGAAUAGUACUGGACAUGAUGAUUCGGUUGAGAUUUUCGAGUCUGUACUGAAAGAUGUAGCUCCUGAAGCUAUUUUGGUUAAUUUUGAUGAUUCGGCUGCAGGGGUAUGUUAUAGAAGAUCCUCUUCAGAUUUUCAAACGUAUAAUAUUAUCCCAACAAAUGAGGAAAAUUUGAGAGAUGCAAUAUUUGGUUUGGAUACUAUUCUAAAUUCAAAUCUGAGCAACGUCAUAUUGAGCCGAGACAAUGAGGAAACUUCAGCACAAGAAAUGUUCAAGGCUGCAAUUAAAGAUGUUACAAAACUUGUACCUAGCCUUGAUGAUAUCCUGCAUCUUCAAAAGAAUACUUCUAAUGAACCUGAAUUGGUCCAAGUACUAACAGAAGGCCCUAUCGAAAUAAGAGAAUUGGCGCCACUAUUCCUUAUUCCUGGUUUGACUGGUUUCACAGAGACGGAAGAGAUGCUGAAAAAUUUGCUAUAUCCCACUUUUUGCGCUGUUUUACCAACAAAUCCUUGGCCAUGGGAAAAGCUUGCUGAAGCUUAUGCUCGGAAAAUGUUCGAAGUAUAUCCUAAAGGCGUCUUCAAUAUAGUCAGCACAUCGUCAGGUGGCGCUUUGGCCAUAGAAAUAGCGAAGCAGUUAACAAAGAGAAACGCCAGGCUGAACUUGUUCUUCGUCGACAGUAGUCCACUUAGAAUACAACAAGGAUUGCAAGAUCUUGGAAAUGGUGUUCAGUUCGAGAUAAACCUUUUAAGGGUUAUCUUCGAAAUAAACGAUUCCGAGAUCGUCAAAAAAUUGAACAAUUGUCCCAACUUUGAAUCAAGAAUGAAUUUAUUACUUGGUUUACGUGAAGAUAAAACUGAGAAGAAAAUCAGUGUUCUGCAAAAAGGACUCGUUAAUAUCAAAGACUAUAUUGAGAAGAUUAAAGCAUAUGCUCCCGAUGGAAAUUUGGUACCAGGAAUAGUGCAUGUUCUAGUACCUGCUGAUUGCAGCCCAUACGACAGCUACGGCUUAUCAUCUUAUUUCAAGGCCUUGCCGCUUAUUUCGCAAUUUAGUGGUGAUCAUUUGAGCAUCAUAAAUGAUUAUGAUGCAGGUGAAUAUAUUAAUAAGAAUCAUAAUCAGUACUAACAAGUACUAACAAGAUCUUGUAAAAUUUUAAUAAUUCCCAGAAUUUCUUUCAAUUAAUAAUAAAGGUUUAAAUAAGUUGUUU
Messenger RNA from Diorhabda sublineata, 6529 nucleotides. Its product is annotated as fatty acid synthase-like. The coding region runs from base 46 to 6447 and encodes 2133 amino acids. The transcript has 26 exons. Gene Ontology annotation, molecular function: oxidoreductase activity; fatty acid synthase activity. The record is from RefSeq and is a predicted model, not a curated record. Gene Ontology annotation, biological process: fatty acid biosynthetic process. Lineage: Eukaryota; Metazoa; Arthropoda; Insecta; Coleoptera; Chrysomelidae.